UCACAUUUUCACAUCCUUAAAGAAAAGCAUUUAAAUUUCUUAUUCUCCAAAAUAGAAAAUUAGCGUCUCAAAGAUGGAGAAGAAGAAAGUGACGUUGAUGGUUUGGUCAAUUUUGGGUCUUGGAUUGGCUAUUAUGGUGCUGGGACGUUCUGCACCAGAGAAUGAUAUAACAUGCCAACAAGCACUGACGGACUUGUUGCCGUGCACACCCUUCUUGAAAGCCGACGCCGGAGCCGAUCAACCAGGUGUUCCAUGCUGCCUUGGCGUUCAAACAGUGUUCCAAGCAGCCAACACCACACAGAUCCGGAGAGACCUCUGCGGAUGUUUCAAGAAAGCUGCAGUAGUGUUGGGUGUUAAGCCUGAGAGAGCAAAGCAGAUUCCAACUUUGUGCAACAUUGCUCUUACUAUUCCCAUUGACCCUAGUAUCGACUGCAGCACGAUUAAUAAUUAGAGUUUUCUUUGUGGAGUUUAGAUGAAGAAGAUAUGCCCAAAGCAAGUCUUAGAAAUCAGAAUUUUAGCAUCAUAGCAAAAAAUCUGAGAGAUUGUUUUUUGGCUAUCUCUAUUUUACUAUGUAUUCCAACAAGAAAAUAUUUAUGGAAUAAAAAGGAGCAACAUUGUUUUUGGUUUCCUUAA
Messenger RNA from Ziziphus jujuba (common jujube), 633 nucleotides. Its product is annotated as non-specific lipid-transfer protein AP10. Gene Ontology annotation, biological process: lipid transport. Lineage: Eukaryota; Viridiplantae; Streptophyta; Magnoliopsida; Rosales; Rhamnaceae. Gene Ontology annotation, molecular function: lipid binding. The record is from RefSeq and is a predicted model, not a curated record. The transcript has 2 exons. Gene Ontology annotation, cellular component: membrane. The coding region runs from base 74 to 451 and encodes 125 amino acids.